Messenger RNA from Solanum lycopersicum (tomato), 1999 nucleotides. Its product is annotated as NAC domain-containing protein 71. Gene Ontology annotation, molecular function: DNA binding. The record is from RefSeq and is a predicted model, not a curated record. Lineage: Eukaryota; Viridiplantae; Streptophyta; Magnoliopsida; Solanales; Solanaceae. Gene Ontology annotation, biological process: regulation of DNA-templated transcription.
UGAAUCUGGUUCUGAUUUUGGUGGGGGUAAGCCUACAAGCUACAUAUCUUUCGGUUUUCAUAUUAUUAUUUUUUUGCAACUUUUUGUUUCUCCAUAGCCUAUAAAAGCUCAUUGAUCCUAUUCUUUUUUUACUCUACAAAAACUUCUCAUCCUCUUCGUAUGGACUCUUUAGCUGGCCUCUAUUUUUAGACUCUGAUCACUCAAAUUUAGCAACUUCUCAACUAUUUAGAAUUGAUAGUACUAGAAAAAAAAAACAACCUUUUUUUCAUGUUUUGACAAACCAUAUAGUGACAUUUUGUGCCUUGUGGGAUAAGGCAGUUUUGAACCUUUAUUUUUUUUCCUGGAAGAUGAUUGAAUUGUUCCAGGGAUAUUGCAUCUUAUGUGAACUUACAAAAUUCAGUGUAGCUAAAAGUUUUUAUUUUUGGAUAUUUCAAAUUUUCAAUAGGUACAGUUUGAACAUUUAGCUAAAUUUCAUAUUGUAAUUUGUGUGUAGUUAUAGCAGUUGGAAAAAUAUUUACUUAUAUGGCAGGAAUAUCGUUACCUCCCGGAUUUCGUUUCCAUCCAACUGAUCAGGAAUUGGUUGGAUAUUACCUGAAAAGAAAAACUGAUGAACUUGAAAUUGAGUUGGAAGUUAUUCCAGUAAUAGAUCUGUACAAAUUUGACCCAUGGGACCUUCCAGAGAAAUCUUUCUUGCCAAAACGUGAUAUGGAAUGGUACUUCUUCUGCUCUCGGGACAAGAAGUACCCGAAUGGCUCGCGAACAAAUCGAGCCACUAAUUCUGGAUACUGGAAAGCCACAGGGAAAGACAAGAAAGUUGUAUGUAAGUCUGCAGUUGUAGGAUACAGGAAGACACUAGUUUUUUACCGCGGAAGAGCUCCUCUAGGGGAUAGAACUGAUUGGGUAAUGCAUGAAUAUCGUCUCUGUGAUGAUGUUUCACAAGGCACUCCUAGUUUCCAGGGGCCUUUUGCUCUUUGUCGUGUCAUCAAGAGAAAGGACAACAUUCCAUCGAAGACAAGUGAUGUUCAUGGAGGUACAGUUUUCAAACAAGUUGAAUGCAGUUCAAGCAUAGAAGGUUUUACCUCAACGGUAGCCUUAAAUGAACCCCUUCUACUUUCUAAUGACAUGCCAACUCCAUCUACAUACAUGUCCGGUAACAGCAACUAUUCAACUCCUACUAAUUCUCCUUAUAAGAUAACACAAAUAGAGGACUAUGACUCUGCAAACCUCUGGAUGCCUCAGAAUAAGGUUCUUGAUCCUUCAAAGGAAUGUCCUCAAGGAAGAAGUAUAUCUGGAAACUAUCCCCAUAUGUUCUCAAACUCAACUUCAUGGCAGCCAAGUGAUCAGUAUGACUUCACAUCAAGUUCAUCUUUCCCGAAUUUUAGAGGGGAAGUUGAACUUUCUGGUGAUCUCAGUGGCUAUGGCAAUGUAUCUCCCUUCUCAGUCGACGGAAGCUGCAUGGAGUUCUAUGGAAGUGGGGAGAUUUCAUAUAAAGGUUAUAACCAGAACGACUUAUUGGGCAAUCCAUAUCUCUUCUGAUGAACAUUGCGGUGUAGGAUUUUGGGAAAUUUUAAUGGUGUAUGGUCACAGGAAGAUAAUGUAAGUAGUUGAUGUAAGAAUCUACUAAGAAUAGGUAAAUGCAACUAAAUAUGCUACUGAAAUAAUCUGAAGUUGUUCUCUGAGACUACAGCUUUUUAAUGUCUGUCUUAAAGAGUCAUUUGAUCUUAUUACAUCACCUUCGAGUUUAGUUUCCUAAGUUCAAAUCUAGCUGAUGUUUUGUCAUUGAAGUAUGAGAUACCAAGUGAUGAUCGUUUUUUAAUGAUCUCACAGAAAAAUGGUAAAGUUAGUAGCUGAAUCUCUUGGAUAGAAUUAAGCCUCCAUUAACUUCCGAUAUGUAUCAUUGUUCUCAUUCUGAUCAGUUUCCAUGUAUAAAUUUGUCAUCAAGAAACAAUAUUAUGGGAAGUACUGAUGUUCAUCAGCAGAACUUCCUCUAUAUCAUCUA